This is a messenger RNA of Cygnus atratus (black swan), 2208 nucleotides long. RefSeq names its product copper chaperone for superoxide dismutase (gene CCS). Gene Ontology annotation, biological process: removal of superoxide radicals. NCBI's taxonomy places the organism in Eukaryota, Metazoa, Chordata, Aves, Anseriformes, Anatidae. The record is from RefSeq and is a predicted model, not a curated record. Gene Ontology annotation, molecular function: copper ion binding.
AUGCGUGGACUCCCCCAAAUCAUCCUAGGACCCCCAAAUCGUCCUGGGACCCCCCCAAAACUGCUCUCCCCCCCCCAAGCACCCCCAGAUCCCCCCCCGGUAACGGGGAUCCCCAACCCUGCACGUACUCGGCCUCAGCAGCCCUCCAGGGCCCCCCCCGAGCCCCCCCCCAGCCCUUCACAAAUCCCCGGGGGCUCCCCGCGGCCUCCAGCGGCCUCCAGAAGCCUGCGGCGGCCCCCGUUUCCAUGGCAACGGCCCGCCGGAAGUGGCUUCUGGUCCGUCGCCCUCACGGGUCCGGCCCCCGCCGCGGGCGCCGUCGCUUUGGUUCCACGGCGCCGGGACCGAGCCCGCGGCCAUGGGGCGCCGGGGCCCCGCGGGCCCAGCUGCAGGCUGGAGUUCACCGUGCAGAUGAGCUGCGAGAGCUGCGCCGAGGCCGUGCGGGAGGCGCUGCGGGGAGCCCCAGGCGUGCAGCUGCUGGAGGUGCGGCUGGAGGCGCAGACGGUGCUGGUGGAGGCCGAGCUGGCGGCUGAGUGUGUGCGGGAGCUGCUGGAAGCCUCGGGGCGCCGCGCGGUGCUGAAAGGCAUGGGGGGCGCCGAGGACGCCAGCCUGGGCGCGGCGGUGGCCGCUCUGUCCGGCCCCGGCGGGGUGCGGGGCCUGGUGCGGUUCCUGCAGGUGUCCCCGCAGCGGUGCCUGGUGGACGGGGCCAUCGACGGGCUGCAGCCGGGCCCCCACGGGCUGCACGUGCACGAGUUUGGGGACUUGUCCCGCUCCUGCGACAGCUGUGGGGACCAUUUCAACCCUGACGGGGAGUGCCACGGGGGACCCGAGGACGAGCACCGGCACGCUGGGGACCUGGGGAACAUCUGGGCGGACGCCGAUGGCCGGGCAGCCUUCCGCAUGGAGGACUCGCGCCUGAAGGUCUGGGACAUCAUCGGGCGCUCGGUGGUGGUGGAUGCAGGCGAGGACGACCUGGGCCGCGGCUCCCACCCGCUGUCACGGGUGACAGGGAACUCGGGGCCAAGGCUGGCCUGUGGCGUGGUGGCGCGGGCGGCCGGGCUCUUCCAGAACCCCAAGCGCGUCUGCAGCUGCGACGGCCUCACGCUGUGGGACGAGCGGGACCGAGCCGCCCCCGGACCCCCCCCGGCCCCCACCCCGCACCUGUAGGGGCAGCGAGGAAUCAGGGGUUUAUGUGAGAAACCGGAGCGUGGGUUUGUGUAAAAAUAUAUAAUUAUACCAUCUGAGGAGAAACCGAGUGCGAAUUUAUAGGAUAAAGUGUAAUUAUGGGAUCUGAGGGGAAACCAGAGCGCAAAUUUAUAUGAUAUAGUUGUAUGGUCUGAGGGAAAAAUGGAGCGCAAAUUUAUCUAAAAAAUAUAAUUAUAUGAUCUGAGGGAAAAACAGUGCAAAUUUGUAUAAAAAAUAUAAUUACACAGUAUGAGUGGAAACCAAGUGUGAAUUUAUAGAAUAAAGCAUAAAUAUACGAUCUGGGGGGAAAUUGAGUGUAAAUUUAUAUGAUAAAGUAUAAAUAUAUGAUCUGAGGAGAAACCACAACACAGAUUUGUAUAGAAAAAUGUAAGAUCUGAGGGGAAACCGAGUGUGAAUUUACAUGAUAAAGUGUAGUUGUACGAUCUGAGGGGAAACUGAGUGAAAAUUGAUAUAAUACAGUAUAAUUUUGCAAUCUGAGGAGAAUCCGGAGUGCAAAUUUAUAUAAAAAAAUACAAGUAUACAAUCUGAGGAGAAACCAGAGUGCAAACUUCUGCGAUAAAGUGUAAUUGUAGGAUCUGAGGGGAAACUGGAGUGCAAAUUUAUAUUAAAAAUUAUAAUUAUAGGAUCUGGGAAGAAACUGGAGUGAAAAUUUAUAUAAUAAAGUGUAAUUGUACGAUCUGAGGGGAAACCAGAGUGUAAAUUUAUAUGAAAAAAUACACAUAUAUGAUCUGAGGAGGAACUGGAGUGCAUAUUUUUAUAAAAAAAUACAAAUAUACGAUCUGGGGAGGAACCAGAGUGCAUAUUUUUCUAAUAAAGUAUAAUUAUAUAAUCUGAGGAGAAACCAGAGUGUGCAAAUGCAUAUAAUAAAGUGUAAAUAUGUAUAAAAAAAUAAAGAUAUUUGUAAUAAAGUGCUCUUUCCGCCCCGCAGCCUCCUCGGGCCCCCUCAGAACCGGCCCCGCGGCCCCUUUAAGAGUGGGCGUGGCCUAGCGCGGCUUCGCUCUCCCG